Messenger RNA from Drosophila arizonae, 3730 nucleotides. RefSeq names its product polyadenylation element binding protein orb (gene orb). NCBI's taxonomy places the organism in Eukaryota, Metazoa, Arthropoda, Insecta, Diptera, Drosophilidae. Gene Ontology annotation, cellular component: nucleus; neuron projection; synapse. Gene Ontology annotation, biological process: negative regulation of cytoplasmic translation. The record is from RefSeq and is a predicted model, not a curated record. Gene Ontology annotation, molecular function: mRNA 3'-UTR binding; mRNA regulatory element binding translation repressor activity; translation factor activity, RNA binding.
CAUAGUAAAAUUAACGAAAACGCGUGCAAAGCACACAACACAACUUGAAGUAACGGUUAAAAGCCGGAUGGCACAGUGUGMGAAAAAAAUGUGCUUUGCAUGCAUGCAGUAGAACGGCAAAAACUGAAUGCGCGUGUAAAAUUAAAAUUAAAUUCAAAAAAAUUUAUGUGAGUGACGCGUGCAACAAACUAAACAUAAGCUGCUACUACUACAAUUUCGGGAGGGUGCAACCCGAGAUUUUCAUCAUUGACAGGGAAUAAUGAAUCGAUGAUUAUUUGAGUCAGCUGAAACGGCCGCCGCAUCUGCUUGCUGUCUGCGUAGUGAGGUGCCGAGUGGUGCCAAAUCCUUAUUACCAACAACAACAACAAUAGCAACAACUAUAAAAGCUAAGCAUACCAUUUUGGCCAGCAAACAUGUUUGCCUGAGGCACGCCAGACAACAUUUUUGGGCAGCCGCAUCAUCGAGUCGAACAUUGCUCAAAUAGAGGACACUCGCUGCGCAGCACAAACCAUUGAGCGUAUGCCCAGAGAGCGGCCACAGUGGGAGAGUAAAAGAGCGAGAGCAUACGUCAGCGAACGGAGAGCAAGUGGUGAGGCAAGCCGUUUGGAGCUUGGAGCUGUUUGCUGUUUUGUUGCGUUGGCCGGCACAACACGAGGCCAAGGGGCGGAGAGGUGCGAGCAUACGGAAGUGGCGACAUCUGUUUUGCCGCUUUGUCAGCUUAUCCGGCAGCCGAUGGUGUAGCCGACGACAGGCGACCACAGCAGCAACAACGACGACGCCGACGCCGAGAAGGAGCGCACACGACGACAGGACUAACGGCAACGUGAAAUACAAGUGUGGAAAUUGGAAUUUUUAUUCAAAACAAUGCCCCUGCUGCAACAGUACGAGACGCCUGAUUGCAACGCUGCCGGCGGCAAUAUGCGUGCCUUGAGCGGCGCCAGUGCCAGUGAUUUACUGCAGAAGCAUUCGAUUAGCUCAAUACUGGAGCAGCAUCAGCAACACCAACAGCAGCAGCAGCAGCAGCAGCAGCAAGAUCUAUUGGCCAGGCGCGCCGAUGCCAGCGACGGGUUUAUAUCAUUCAUAAAUGAUCCAAUCACACUGAACGAUCUGCUUGGUUUGUGUGGCGGCAGCGGCCCUGCAAUCGCAGCCCAGGCAACAACAGCACCAGCCCCAACAAAAGUAGCAACAACGGCAGCAGGCAUUGCAAGCGGCGCCGGAGGUAACGGCAGCAGCAGCAGCAGCGGCGUUAAUAACUUGCUACUUGGCAAUUCGGCGACUGCUGCAGCUGCCGCUGUCGCUGCCACUGGCGAUUGCGGUCAAUUGUCGGCGACUGCCGUGUCCUAUGCACCGCUGACACCUAGCUCAACUCAGUCCUCGGCCUCGCCAGGCACCAAGUCAAGUUUUGAUUACUUUCAGUUUGAAAAUGUUGCACAAAGUAACCCACUUAAGGCUUUCCAAAGAUCAAACAUCAGCUUCGAUUGCUCUGCACCCUUAUCGCCAAGUACGCCUUCAUCUAUUUACAAUCGCUCCUUUCACAGUUCACCUUUAGUCAGUGAUAGCAGCAACUCCUCCAGCGCCAACGGCUUAUCGCUAGAUUCCAUUAAUAUGCUUUAUCAGCAGCAGAGCAGCUAUAGCAACUUGAGCGGCAGCAAUAGCGGAAAUCUCGGACUGAACAUCCAGAAUGCAUCGACGCGCUCCAAUUCGCCGGAGAGUCAGAACAGCAAUCAGUCCUUUAACGAGCCGAAUUUGUUGGACAUGAUUAAUCUGCUCUCUGUCAAUAGCAACAAGCUCCACCAACAGCAGCAGCAGCAACAGCAACAGCAACAGCAACAGCAACAGCAGCAGCAACAGCAGCAGCAGCAAAAGCAGCUGCAACAACAACAACAGCAACAGCAGCAGUUUAACAACCUAAACCGCAACUAUGAGUCGCAGCUGUUAGGUGGAUCGCAACAAAAUUUCGAUUUGAGCAACGAUUGCCUGAAUCAGUGUAGUCUAGAGAACUUUUCAAUAAUGGACAUGGAGCUGGCCAAGUUGCAGAAUUUGCAGCGGAUCAAUACGCUCAAGUUGCUGCAGGCGCAAACGCAACAAAUGCCUUUGCUGAAUCAACUGUUACAAAGCUAUGCGAGCAAUUUGCCAACUGCCGGCAGCUCAAACAGUCUGAACAACUCUUCAGCACCCAGUUUGGGCAAUCUGGUUGGCGGUACAGGCAGCUCUGUGGGUUUGACACCAAGUGUCAUUAGCAAUGCCAAUGAUUGGCAUCUGGAUCGCGUCGCCAAGUUCUAUAAGAACUCGGCCGCAAUAUGUGAAGCAACAUGUACUUGGAGUGGCCAACUGCCGCCACGAUCCCAUCGCAUGUCGAACUACUCACCCAAAGUAUUCUUAGGCGGUAUACCUUGGGAUAUCAGUGAACAAUCGUUAAUACAAAUCUUUAAACCCUUUGGUUCUAUAAAAGUUGAGUGGCCCGGCAAAGAACAGCAGGCGGCACAACCUAAGGGAUAUGUCUACAUUAUAUUCGAGUCUGAUAAGCAGGUGAAGGCUUUGCUUUCCGCCUGCGUCUUGCAAGUUGAUGAUUCGCACUGUGGCAGCAAUUAUUUCUUCAAGAUUUCCUCACGGCGUAUCAAGUCGAAAGAUGUGGAGGUCAUCCCUUGGAUUAUAGCUGAUUCCAACUAUGUGCGUUCAAGUUCUCAAAAGCUGGAUCCCACUAAAACUGUUUUCGUGGGCGCCUUACACGGUAAACUAACUGCCGAGGGAUUGGCCACAAUCAUGGAGGAUCUGUUUGAUGGCGUACUCUAUGCUGGUAUUGAUACAGAUAAAUACAAAUACCCAAUUGGCUCUGGGCGUGUGACUUUCAGCAACUUUCGUUCGUAUAUGAAGGCUGUGUCGGCAGCCUUCAUUGAAAUUCGUACCACGAAAUUUACGAAGAAAGUUCAGGUAGAUCCGUAUCUGGAAGAUGCGCUAUGUUCAAUUUGCGGUGUACAACACGGGCCGUACUAUUGUCGGGAACUUUCCUGUUUUCGUUACUUUUGCCGCAGCUGUUGGCAAUGGCAGCACAGCUGUGAAAUUAUCAAAAAUCACAAGCCUUUGACAAGAAAUUCAAAGUCGCAAACCCUGGUUGGCAUUGGACCGUCAGCGUCAUCAUCUGCAAUUUCAUUAGCGUCGUCAAGCAAUCGAUUGAGUAUGGAACAGAAGCUGCAGCAAUUGGGUCAUCAUAGUAACCAACAGCAGCAGCAACAACAGCAGCACUCGCAGCAGCAGCAGCAGCAGUCGCAACAGCAACAGCAGCAGCAGCAGUCGCAACAGAAACGUAUUCAGCUACAGCAACAUGCUAAUCAGCAGACGAACAACUUGAAUCUCUUGUCAACUGCAGGCAGCAACAAUUCUGCAGCCAAUUCAUUGUACAAAUAUCAGCAACAGCAACACCAACACCAGUCGACGAUUUAAGUGUGUGUCUCCCCUAUACUUUGUGCGCACUUUUAGCGUGCCGUUUUAAAUAGUUCCAUAUAUAUGUUCAUAAUGGGAUGUAAUUUUGAAUUUUAAGUGAUACCAAAAUUUAUGCACUUUUAGGCAACAGGAAGCUAACCUUUCCGAAUGGACAGAUUUGGACGAAAAUUUUUUGUGUUGCACACCCAAUCACAAUGAAUCUUGUAAAGUUACUCAUUUAUUUGAUGUAUUUACUUAAACGGUACGAUAUUAAGUAUAUGUACAUAUACAUUCUUUUUCUUUUAGGCUA